Cuscuta campestris is the source of this 1296-nucleotide messenger RNA. The record is from the annotation of a GenBank genome assembly. Lineage: Eukaryota; Viridiplantae; Streptophyta; Magnoliopsida; Solanales; Convolvulaceae.
CUUCCCCGUCUCUUUGAUAUUCCAGAUCCAAAUACUCCUCAGUAUAUUAAUGGCGAUGAACUCUCUGAGAUUCUGAUUCCAAGCCUGUCUAUUCUAUUCACCACCGCAAGAGCGUAGAUUUUUCUUUUCUGGCGUGGGCGGCGGUUUCGUGUUCAUCAGGCAGGAGGGAAAGGCCAUGUGAGUUGCUUUAAUUGGUCUGAGCUUUGUAUUUUACCAGUUCUCAAUCAACUCUUACUAAUUUGGGUGGUUUGUGUGACAUGGGAAAAUGCAAGAAUUCUGGGAAAUCCGGAAAACUGGCACAGGACAGAACUAUGAGCUCUUACCACUUCAUCCUUCUUCAGUCUCCUGUUGUUUCUGUGUGGGAUUGCAUUGUGCGCAAGAUGAGGUACUCGCAUAGACCUGAGUGGGUGUAGAUACACUCAUAGAUCAUCUCUUUUCUCAAAGUAUUACCUAACAAUUUCAUAGUCUUUCAGUAGUACUUCAGUCGGUUUGUUUUCUACAUAUUCAUCACAUAAUGACUUAUACAAAGAAAGGGAAUACACAUUGAAGUAUACUUCUUAGGAAAAUAGUAUAGCCUAUAGAAUAAUUGGUGCUCUAUAUAAGAUAUGGACGGUGCCAAAGUAGCACACCCAUCCAGUGUCAGUACUAAGUUGAAGAAAAAACAAGGGAAGAACGAGCUGGACCGAACCAAACAGGCCGAGAAGAAGAAAAGACGGUUAGAGAAGGCAUUAGCCACAUCUGCAGCGAUUAGAUCAGAAUUAGAAAAGAAGAAAGAGAGGAAGAAAGAAGAGCAGAAGAGGCUUGACGAAGAAGGUGCUGCCAUUGCUGAAGCCGUGGCUCUGCACGUGUUACUGGGCGAAGAGGAGGAAGAAGAUUGGGACCACACCAUGCAGAAAAAGGACGCGUUUCUUAUGGGCAGAGGGGGAAGAAGAGUGUUUGGAUGGGAGGGUAGCGGAUUGGGAGACCGUGUUUGGGUGGGGUCGGCGUCUGGAUACUACCGCGAGGGAGGAGGGAAUUGGGAGAUGGUGGGGAUUUCUCCACACUUGGUUGCAGAACAAGCCAUUGCCUCCCUUCAGAUUGGGGAGGGCACGUCUUUGAUCGGGCGCUAAUGAGCAAGUAAAUGGUUGUCUGCCCAUAUUAUUAUGAUGUUUUCUGGUUUUUAUUGUGUUUGCAAGUUGUUGUAAUGGUGUAUGAUUGUAUGUAUGUGUAUACCAAGGCUAUGAUGUUUUGCUAUACAAUUGUGUCUGUGGUUUGGGUGUGAUUGUUGUUUAACCAUAUGAUCAAGUGAAUUACACU